Messenger RNA from Brenthis ino (lesser marbled fritillary), 1527 nucleotides. The record is from the annotation of a GenBank genome assembly. NCBI's taxonomy places the organism in Eukaryota, Metazoa, Arthropoda, Insecta, Lepidoptera, Nymphalidae.
AUGAAUGAAUUGAAGGCGGAUAUUUUGCAACUUGAAUCUAAAAUUAAAACUCUUAAAGAAUUUUUAAGAAAUGAACUAACAGUAUUGCAGGCUAACGAGGAAACUUUGUUAGAUACAGUGAAAGAAAAUGGGAAAGUAGAUAUUAUGAAAAAUGUUGGGAAUAAAAAAAAACAAGCGAAACGUUAUAACGAAAUUGUACCAAGUCCUGUUCGUGCCAUUAUUAAUUCUCCAUUUAAAUGUUCCGAAGUACACCAAUAUCAAAAUUUCCUGAAAAAUAGUAUAAACCGAUAUGGUGGCUGGAAUGAGUAUAAUCACAAUACAUUCGUUCAAAUUUGGAAGAAGUAUUAUAACGAAGUAACUGUUGAAACUAGCUCUAUUGAACAUUUGCCUCGUUUUGAAGAAUUUAAGUUUGAAAUCUUUCAAAACAUUCCAGGAACUAUGCCCGAAGAUAUUAUUUCUCAUAGUGAAUGGUAUCAUCAAUACAUGUUUCUUAAAAGUCAACAACAAAAUGCUAUUAAUAAAUGGCAAGAGAAUAAACGAAAAAUUAAAAAGCGGGAGGUUAAACCAGAAAAAGUAAAUUUAGCAGUCGUUUCUACACCACUAACGGAAAAACUAUGUAGAAGAAGCUUUAAAGAUCUGAAUAAAACAAAGAAUACCGACCAAUCUCAAAUCUUAACACCGGAUGGACUCAGUAUGGAUGAGCCUAAAAAAUCACAGUUGUAUUUAUUGCAGCCGACUAAACAAUGGCUAAAUAGAUGCCAAAGUAAUAAAGUGAUAUCGGAAAUAAAUUUAAAUAUUGAGACAAUAUCAAAAUUACAGGCACAGCAAAUGCAGCAUUAUUUGGGUAUUACCUAUAUUUAUGAUGUAAUGGCUAACUUAGCCCUUGAAAGGGGGGAGUAUGACAAAGCUAAACAACUAUUUGUGGCAGUUGCACAGAGAAUUAUGUCUGAUGGAGCUAGUGAAGAUGAUAUUCGUGUCAUACACAUAAGUGUUAAGUUAGCAAGGAUAAGUCAUAUGAUGAAAGAAUACACAACAGCCCAGCUAGGCUUUGAUUGGUGUUUGGAGAAACUUGGUAAUAUAUUAUCAAAAGAUCCUUCUGAGGCAAAUAAAAAGCUCAUAGCAAUGGCUGAAGAUUGGUAUGGUCGUUUAUUUAUAGAUUGUGGUAAACCUGAAUUAGGUUUGACUUAUAUGAAAAAUGCUUAUGACAAAAUGACAAAUAUCCCAGAUUUAGAACAAGAGCAUUUAGUGAUACAGUUAAAUGAUAUGGGUACUGUGUAUGACACAUUAGGUAAAGUUGAUGAGAGUAUAGAUUAUUUUACAAAAGCUAUAGAUCUUGGUAAGAAAAUUCCAGAUAUGCCUGAUUUAGGUGCAAUGUAUGUAAACUUAGGAAGAGCAUAUAUGAAGAAAAAUUUACUUGAUAUAGCUAGAAAGACUUGUGGAUUUGCAUGGAGACUUGGAGUUCAAGCAAAAAAUAAUGAUGUCAAACAAGAGGCAGAACUUUGUAUCAAAGAAAUAAAAAACUUGUCA